UUCUCGGUGGAGGAGCUGUACGGCUUCGGCAAGAAACCAAAGGUCAACAGAGGGAAUUGUGGGAAAGCGCAGAAAGAUGGCGGCAGGAAGGAGGAGAGGGAGAAGGAGGAGAGGGAGAAGGAGGAGAGCGAGCUGGCGGCGAGGAUCCUGGAGGCGGCGAGGAGGCUGAUGGAGACCCGGCGGCUGGAGAUCUACCUGCAGGAGUGUGACAUCAGCAUGGAGGGGCGGAGCAUGGCCUACAGGAACCUGGGCAAGUCUGGACUCCGAGUGUCCUGCCUGGGACUGGGAACGUGGGUAACGUUUGGAUCUCAGAUAUCUGAUGAGAUGGCGGACAGUGUGAUGACAGCAGCUUAUGACAGUGGAGUCAAUCUGUUUGACACAGCAGAGGUCUACGCUUCAGGGAGAGCAGAGACGACUCUGGGAAACAUCCUGAAGAAAAAAGGAUGGAGGAGGUCCAGCUAUGUGAUCACCACCAAGCUGUACUGGGGAGGACAGGCAGAGACGGAGCGCGGACUGUCCCGAAAACACAUCAUUGAAGGUCUGCGAGGGUCUCUGUCCAGGUUACAGCUGGACUACGUGGACAUCGUCUUCGCCAACAGGAGCGACAUCAACGCUCCCAUGGAGGAAAUUGUGCGAGCGAUGACCUUCGUGAUCGAUCAGGGUUUGGCCAUGUACUGGGGAACGUCCCGGUGGAACGUGGUGGAGAUCAUGGAGGCGUACUCCGUGGCCCGGCAGUUCAACCUGGUUCCUCCGGUGUGCGAACAGGCCGAGUACCACUACUUCCAGAGAGACAAGGUGGAGCUGCAGCUGCCAGAGCUCUACCACAAGAUCGGGGUCGGAGCCAUGACCUGGUCUCCUCUGGCCGGCGGUCUGCUGACCGGGAAAUACAACGAGGGCGUUCCCCAGAGCUCCAGGGCCGCCAUGAAGGGCUACUCCUGGCUGCAGGAGCGUCUCUACAGCGAUGAAGGGAAGAAGCAGCUCAGUAAGAUCAAAGAGCUCCACCUGCUGGCGGGAAGGAUGAACUGCACCGCAGCGCAGCUGGCCAUAGCCUGGUGUCUCCGCAGUGAGGGGGUCAGCUCGGUUCUUCUCGGGGUUUCAAACACGGAACAACUUCUGGAGAACCUGGGCUCCAUCAGGGUGCUGUCUCAGCUGACUCCGCCCCUCAUCGCAGAGAUGGACGCGUUGCUAGGCAACAAACCACGCACCGGCAAGAAAGAGGGGCGGAGCUGAGAG
This is a messenger RNA of Salarias fasciatus (jewelled blenny), 1233 nucleotides long. RefSeq names its product voltage-gated potassium channel subunit beta-3-like. Gene Ontology annotation, biological process: potassium ion transport; regulation of potassium ion transmembrane transport. NCBI's taxonomy places the organism in Eukaryota, Metazoa, Chordata, Actinopteri, Blenniiformes, Blenniidae. Bases 169 to 1230 code for a protein of 353 amino acids. Gene Ontology annotation, cellular component: cytoplasm; membrane; voltage-gated potassium channel complex. Gene Ontology annotation, molecular function: potassium channel regulator activity; transmembrane transporter binding; voltage-gated potassium channel activity. The transcript is spliced from 14 exons. The record is from RefSeq and is a predicted model, not a curated record.